Molecule: messenger RNA, 1560 nt
Organism: Triticum aestivum (bread wheat)
Lineage: Eukaryota; Viridiplantae; Streptophyta; Magnoliopsida; Poales; Poaceae
Exons: 2
Coding region: 146-1411 (421 amino acids)
Source: RefSeq, a predicted model, not a curated record
AGAAAUCGUGUGCCCUAGACGUACCUCACCCACCCAGAGCCAAUCUCGCCUCCCCUCCCCUCCCCUCGCCUCCCCCUCCCCUGGCGGCGCCGUCGUUCUCCACCAGGAAGGAAAGAGGAUCUUUGAGGUGUUGGAUUGAUCGGAGAUGAGCGCCCGGCGGUUUUUGAACAUCCUGGUGUCGGAUUGCCAGAAAUUCACGUACAUGCUGCGGCGCUUCGACCUAUCCCACAACCAGUUCUUCUACCCAACACCAGAAGAAGCAGCGGAACAUGCCAAAGUGGUGCCUCCAUUGACAGGCAUGCCCGACAAGUCAACCCUAUCAGCUAACUCCUCGGCGGGGGCGGGGCACAACAAGAAGAAGAAGCCGAUGUAUAUUCGGCCGCCGGCACCGAUGGUGAACAUGAAACCAUCGAUAUGCGCCAAGACUCGGUACGAUCGAUGGGGCGAGAUGGAUUGCUUCCCUCUCACUGAAACCAAGCUCUUCUUCACCGACAGCUCCGCGCGCAUCUUCCGCUUCGAUGCCGACACCCACUGCAUCGACACCAUGCCCAGCCUCCACACGCCCAAGUCCGACCCCUUGUCCUUCUCCAUCCCUCCAAAUCCGACCACCUCCAAGGAAGGCGAAGGCGAAGGCGGAGGCCUCUACAUCAUGGACAGGAUCCUCAGGCCCAACAAGGAGGGUCAGGUCCAGUUUGAGUCUAUCUCGUACCGCAGGCGCUGCAACCACUCCAGCAAGGCCUGGCACUGCGACGCCCUCCCGCCGCCGCCUUUCGUCCACGACCCGGCCUACAAACAAGCCUCCAUCUGCUCCUAUGCCCUGGUUGGCGGCCACACCAUCUGUAUCUCCAUCAGGGGCGUCGGCACCUACUGCUUUGACACGCUGGCUUGCGAGUGGAGCAAGGCUGGCAACUGGCUCAUGCCGUUUCAUGGCAGGGCGGAGUAUGACCCGGAGCUCGGCCUCUGGCUUGGCGUCUCUGAGCGCAACAUCCACCUCCCCUGCGUCGCCGACAUCUCCGGUGUCCUCAGAGGGGAGGAGCCGCUGCCGGAGCACACUCGAAUCUGGGAGGAUACUGACAUGCCAGAGGGGUGGUACCCGCACAGUCAGUGCCCCACCGAAGUUGUCAGCCUGGGUUCAGGCAGGUUUUGCGUCACCAACUUCGUUGAAACUAAGGAGUUCGAUGAGCGCUGCGGCGAUUCGGUGGUUGACGACAUAUUUGCUGUCUUCACCGGCAUGGAGCUAGUGUUACCCGGCAAUGACAAUGAUGAGGGCAAAGCCAACAGCAACAGCAAGGGCGACUCCAAAGGCAAUGCCAAUGGGAACGGCAACGGGAUUGCUGGUGUGCGUAUGAUUAAGCAUAAAUCCAGAUCUUGCAGGAGUCGCGGCACCAACUUGAUCAAGUCUGUGCUCUGAUGAGAGCCAUAAUAGUCUGCUCUCAGGCCAUGUCCUACUUGGUCUGCCUGCUUUACCCUCUCUAUCUCUACUCUGAUAUAUGUAUUGUAAUAAGAUACCGUAUGUAUGUUGAGGCUUCAUUUGCGAUAUAUUCAUGCUGCUCUUUUGUA